CCGGACUUCCUACUAUCCCUGCUACUCUGCUCUGGAGCAAUGGCAGCGCUGGACUCUCCGGCAGUGGCUGAGCUGUGCCAGAAUGAGCGGCAGGAAUUCUUGGACGCUUCCCAGCUGCUGCUCACCUAUGCGGACAAUAUACUGAGGAGUCCAAAUGAAGAAAAAUACAGAUCAAUAAGGAUUGGAAACACUGCAUUUUCUACCAGACUUUUGCCUGUCAGAGGAGCAAUCGAAUGCUUAUUUGAAAUGGGAUUUGAAGAGGGAGAGACACAUCUGGUUUUUCCAAAAAUGGCUUCUGUUGAAAAGUUGCGUAAAGUUAGGGACCAUAUAGCCACAGAAAGAAAUAAGAGAAUGAGUGGAGCAAACUCUACGCCACAAGCUACGCCCAGUACACCACCAAUGUCCAGCAGAUCCCCUGUACCAAAUCCAGUUCCUCCAAGUAUACCCCUACAAGCAACAGAGGAUAUAUCCAGCUUCUUGGCAUCUGAAGUUAGAUAUUUGAAGACCCUCCAGUCCAACUCCCAACAUGUAUUAAUAUAUGAACAGUCUGAACUUCAGCAAAGAGCUUUACAAGAAAUUCCAGUUUUGGAUUUGAAAACAAGAGCCCAGCAAAAGCUUACUGAAGUUAAAAGUAUUGACUCUGAUACUGGUGUGAAUAUAGAAGACUUUCUAUUGCUGGAGCUGCUUCGCUGGUUUAAGCAGGACUUCUUCCAGUGGGUCAAUAGCCUACCUUGCUGUCUCUGUGGUGGGGAAACUCAAGGCCGAGAUGCUUUGUCUCCUUCUGCUGAAGACCUGCGCUGGGGAGCAAAUCGAGUGGAGAAUCAUUACUGUGAAAAGUGCAAACACAGCAACCGGUUCCCAAGAUACAAUCAUCCUGAAAAGCUUCUGGAAACUAGACGUGGGCGUUGCGGAGAGUGGGCAAACUGUUUCACCUUGUGCUGCAGAGCGUUAGGAUUUGAAGCCCGAUAUGUGUGGGAUUCUACUGACCAUGUCUGGACAGAGGUGUACAGUACUUCUCAAAACAGAUGGCUUCACUGUGACCCGUGUGAAAAUGCCUGUGAUAAACCACUUUUGUAUGAAGUUGGAUGGGGCAAGAAGCUUUCCUAUAUCAUUGGCUUCUCCAAAGAUGAGGUUGUGGAUGUUACCUGGAGAUAUUCAUGCAAACAUGAAGAUGUGAUCGCCAGAAGGAAAGAAGUGCGGGAAAGUUGGCUAAGGGAAACAAUUACUGGUCUCAACAAAAUGAGGCAGGUGUCCCUACCAGAAAACAGAAAGCAGGAACUUCUUGGAAGAUUGAUUGUGGAGUUGGUUGAAUUCAUGUCUCCUAAGACUCCCAAGCCAGGAGAACUUGGUGGGAGGGUGUCUGGAUCACUAGCCUGGAGAAUGGCACGAGGCGAAACAAGUUUACAGUCUAACAAGAGUGUUGUUUUUAUCCCAUCUGAGAGGGAGAAAAUCGGCAAGCUUUUCCACCUUCGGUAUAAUGUAGUUGAAGAUGCUUAUACACGUGUCUCAAAUAACAAUGAGGUUAUUACUGGCUGGGAAAAUGGAGUGUGGAAAGCAGAGUCAAUGUGUAGAAAAGUUGAAAAUGACUGGAAAAUGGUUUACUUGGCUCGUACUGAGGGUUCCUCAUCAGCUGCUAUUAGCUGGAAGAUUGAAUGUGCUUCAGUGGGCCUCCAAAUUGAAAGCCUAAGUGUCCGCACCAGUGGUCAAACCUUUCACAGUGGUAAAAUAAAAUGGAAGUUGACUUCUCCAGAAGUAGAGGUGGAAGUAAACAGUGAUACAAGUCUUCAUUCUUACCCUGAGUUUCUAAAUUCAUCAGAAGUGGAGUUGAAAGCUGAGUUGUGUGAUGGUGAUGGAAAUACAGCAUGGCAGCACACACAGCUUUUCCGUGAAAGUUUAGACUGUAAACAGAACUCUUUGGAGAUUAUUAUAAUGUUGAAGGAUGUUUAGGAAUUUUACUUCUCGCAAAGAACUGCAUGUGGAAAUAUUUGUCUGUUUGGCAGAGUAAUAAGUUUAAUAAGUCAAUAGCCAAAGGGGCACUGUCAUCAGAAUAAAAAGUUUUUACCUGUAAACAAUGUUUAAUAUUAUGUAAAGUAUUUAUGUUUUUGUCGUUUUUUGGGCUUUUGUGAGAAACUGGAUUUCCUGAUGCUCAUGUGAAUAAUUCAUUUGCAUUCUGUUAAAAAACUGUAAACGUGCCUUGGUUCAUGGCAUGGAAUCCAAAUAUAUGCUCAAGACCAUGCACUUUGUUUACCAAGGAUCACUUUCCCUCAAUCUGAAAUUUGCAUUUACUACAUUACUAGCUGGAAAGGUCUUUGGAGCACAUAUAGCUCUGCCUAGAAAGAGCAAGAAAUACUUAAAGGAAAAGUAACACUAAAAAUUGUUAAGUAAAAAAUCUAUUCUACCCUGCCCCAAUAAUUGCCCUAUCCUGCAAACCAUUUAGUGUUUUGAAUGCUUUAUUAGAAAAUACCUGUUAAAACUUGACUUCCGGUCAUUUGAAAAAACGCAUUAUGGCGAUGCAGGGGAAGCAUCCACUAUGCGGCGAUCGAUUGAUUGAGCCUAGCCUUCCUUCUGUAUAGGAAGGAGUCAGGUUAGGAUAGAUCAAUCGAUCACCGAAUAUUGAUUUUUAGUUACUUUUCCUUUAAAAUACAUCAGAAUAUCAAUGAUUUGAAGUCUGUGGUCCUCUGACCCUAAAAAAUCCACAGAUUCAAUUUUGUGUAUCUGCCUUAAAUACCAUAAUGCUCAUAAAAUGUAUUGUUAUAAAUACUUAUUAUUUCAUACAUUUUAAAAGCCAACUGUUGUCAUUUCAUAUAAAAUUAUAUAUUUGUAAUUGCAAAUAUUUUUUUUUUUAUAUUUUAAACCCAACUGCUUUCAUGGAUUAUAUAAUAUAAUAUUUUGGUAAAAUUUUCUUUCUUUGUUUAAAUUAUCACUUCAUGGUAAAAACUGGAAAAAAAUACACCUUUCCUGAAUUCAGUACAUUUAAAAGACGAACAAGUUGUAGCCCUAGAUGCAGGCAGUUUGCUAUAACAUAUAUGAUGUAUAUAUGUGUUUUGACUAAAAUCAUUAGGGCUUAUUUUUCCAUAACAGUGGAUUGUUCUUCUUUGCAGUAUUAUCAAUCUUUUGGUAAUGAAAAAAAAUGCUUUGGCACUGUUACGAGCACCAGAUGUGAUGCACCCAAAUAUAUAAUGUUUUUUGUAAUCCAGGUCUUAAGGCAGAAACGCAUCACUACACCAUUACACCACCAGCACCAUGUUUGACUGUUGGUAUGCUAUUCUUCCAGUGGCAAGCUGUAUUUGCCAUAUACACGAUGCAAUAGGGCCUAUGUUAUACAAAGAGUUUCACUGUUGACUUAUGUUAAUAAAACAUUAUCUCAAAAGGUUUUAGGUUUAUUUAGGUAUUUUGCAACAAUCAAACACAUCAUUGACUGAUGCCCAUGAUGUGUGUUUACCUCCACCGUGAUAAGGUCAAAGACCCAUGGUCAGGGGUCUUUAAUGCCAUGGCAUGUUUUUGCUGGCACCAUGGCAAGAUAAAAGAGAAACCUAGAACUGUAGAUUCUACUGAGCUGGCACUAGAUUAUUUUUUUUUUAUGCCAGGGCCAUAGAUUCUACAGCAUAUGACACGUAAUGGUUAAAGUCUGGAUCCAAAAAAACAAGUAAAGGUUUACUAUAAUAAACUGAGGGUGUUGUAAUACAAAUAGACUGUAGAUCGGCAUAGAUAAACACAGUGCUGUAUUUCUAUGUGUUUAGGGUGGUAUCUUUAGUGGGUGCCUGUAUAAUUUUUUUUUUUUUAUUAAUUACCCCCCCCCCCCCAAGUCCACCACCACAAAAAAAUGUUAGUGGCAGAGCUGAUAGGGCCCCUUCCUGAUGAAUUCCUCCCUGGAACUGCUUUUCCCAGUUGGCAUAUAAGCAAGAGACCUGUUCAUGGAGGGGGUGGGCAGAGGGUUGUGCCUCGGGUGUAUCAAAAAAUAUGCAAGCAGAAAAGUGGCUUUAAUUUUUCCAUCACAAAUCUGCUUACAUUGUUUUCUGGAAAGCUUUGAAAAUGGCAUCCCUUUAAAUGUAAACUAUUUAUAAAUUGGGUUUUGGAUCUGUUUAUUUUCUAUUAAACAACAUAUAAAGACAGA
Messenger RNA from Xenopus tropicalis (tropical clawed frog), 4114 nucleotides. It is a transcript of the gene ngly1, whose product is annotated as N-glycanase 1. Gene Ontology annotation, molecular function: peptide-N4-(N-acetyl-beta-glucosaminyl)asparagine amidase activity. Bases 40 to 1947 code for a protein of 635 amino acids. Gene Ontology annotation, biological process: glycoprotein catabolic process. Gene Ontology annotation, cellular component: cytoplasm. Lineage: Eukaryota; Metazoa; Chordata; Amphibia; Anura; Pipidae. The transcript is spliced from 12 exons. The record is from RefSeq and is a predicted model, not a curated record.